This is a messenger RNA of Coregonus clupeaformis (lake whitefish), 2440 nucleotides long. Its product is annotated as neuronal PAS domain-containing protein 3. The record is from RefSeq and is a predicted model, not a curated record. Gene Ontology annotation, biological process: regulation of transcription by RNA polymerase II. The transcript has 10 exons. Gene Ontology annotation, cellular component: transcription regulator complex; cytoplasm; nucleus. The coding region runs from base 1 to 2055 and encodes 684 amino acids. NCBI's taxonomy places the organism in Eukaryota, Metazoa, Chordata, Actinopteri, Salmoniformes, Salmonidae. Gene Ontology annotation, molecular function: RNA polymerase II transcription regulatory region sequence-specific DNA binding; protein binding; DNA-binding transcription factor activity, RNA polymerase II-specific.
AUGGAGGAUGGAUGUGUGUGCUCCCCCAUCUCCAUGUUCAGUUUGCGACGCUCCUCCCACUCUCUGGCCACUGACAUGUUCGAACAGCACCUGGGAGCACACCUGCUACAGUCUCUGGACGGCUUUGUGUUUGUGGUAAGCUCGGAGGGACGCUUCCUCUACAUAUCAGAGACUGUUUCCAUCUACCUGGGCCUCUCACAGGUGGAGUUGACGGGCAGCAGUGUGUUUGACUACAUUCACCCUGCGGACCACGUGGAGAUGGCAGAGCGUCUGGGAAUCAGGCCCCACCUGAGGGCCGAGGCUGGCUGCCACGUGGCACCCGAGAGUGCCUCCAGCUCUGCCUCCACAUCCUCCCUGGCCGGGACCCCUGAGCCUGCCCCCUCAAGCCCUCUCUCUCCUGGGAACGAACCUCCUGACCGAGGCUUCUUCAUCCGUAUGAAGUCCACCCUCACCAAGAGAGGCCUCCACGUCAAGUCCUCGGGCUACAAGGUGAUCCAUGUGACCGGGCGAAUCCGUUGUCGCCCUGCCAUGGUGCCAGGCUCCGCCCGCUCGGUGCGUCGGCCAAUGGGCUUGGUGGCCCUUGCGCACACGCUCCCUCCCUCCACGCUGAACGAAGUGCGCAUGGAGAGCCAUAUGUUUGUCUUCCGGGUCAACAUGGAUCUGCAGGUCACUUACUGCGAGAACAGGAUCUCAGAGUACAUGGACCUGAGCCCAGUUGAGGUGGUGGGACACACCUGCUACCACUUCAUCCACGUAGAAGACCUGGAUAACAUCAGACAGAGCCAUGAGGACUUGUUGAGGAAGGGUCAGGUGGUGACAGGGUACUACCGUUGGCUCCAGAGGAGAGGGGGGUAUCUGUGGGUCCAGUCCUGUGCCACUGUCUCCAUCAACCACAAAGCCCCCCACGAACGCAACGUGAUCUGGGUCAACUACGUCAUCAGUCGGACAGAGCUCCCAGACACUCCCCUGGAUCUGCUGCAGCUCCCAGAGAGUCUGAGGGCGGAGCGUCUGAAAGCCAGCUCCUCCCCUUCGGAACACUCGCCCCAUGCCCGGGGCCCACAGCCAAUGAAAAGCUCUGUGUGUAAAGGUGACCCUGACUCUAAACUGAGAGAGAUCUAUAAUCCCGGCGUCCAAUCAGGGGACAGGAGGAAGCGUCCGCUGCAAUCUGACUCUGAAGGUGCUCCCCCAGAAACGCGGCGUCGCCUGGAAGAGUUUCGCCAGAGAGAGGGGAGUGUGUCAGCCUCCUCAGACCUGGGCAGUGAGAGCGAGGGAGAGGAGCGAGAGUGGGAGCAGGGGGGAGACAGCGGGAGGGUCAAACGAGAGGAGGGGCCUUCGAAACGAGGCGGGGAGACCCCCAUGAGGGGCGAGAGAGGUGGCAGGGUGCACAACGGCCGUGCGGUAAUCCAGCACCUGAAGAGUGUAGUGUCCUCGCCUCUCUCUGGUCCCCCCAACAUUAAGACUGAACAUGAGGCACUGGCCACAGGGGGUCGCUGGACACACACACACACCUCCUCACACACACAACCCCCACCCUCACACACACACACACCCUGCGGCAGCCUGAACGGUGACAGUCCCCCCACCCCUAUCCCAGACUCCUCCUCCAGCAGUGAAGCCCCACCCAAAGGUAUUUUCACCCCACCCUCCCCCGCCAUGUCCCCUCCCAUGUCCGGCUCCUCCCCUCUACCCUUUGAGGAGCGGGGCAUGUUGUCUGGAGGCCGGGGGGGCGGGUCUGACUUUGAGCUGUUGCAUAGACUGGCAGCGGGGGGUGCUGCAGGACGGGUGCUGUUCCACCCCCUGGCCCUCGGCCCCCAGGGGCCACAGAGCCUGUAUGCCCCCAGUACCAUCCGCUAUGCGCCCCCAGAGCUGCCCACCUCCCACCACGGUGCUGAGGGGCUGCGCUCCGACCACCACAAGGGCCCCCCAGCCUUCUUCCCCCACCUCCAGAGGCUGGCCAGCCUGCCCUCCUUCAGUGGGUUCUCCGCCUCUGACAAUCCCUUCAACCCCUUCUGUAUGAACGGACUGAGGGGGGCCGCAGGGUCCGAGGAGGACUGAAAGAGAGGAGGAGGGGCUAGAGAGAGACAUGGGGGCAGGACAUUGGGACAUAUGGGGUUGGGAAACUGAACAAAGGACCAUUUGCACAGCUUCCAUGGGGAGUCAGAUGGUGUCCAACACAGGUGACAGGAUGGGUGACACUCAAAGUGGACUUUGACACUUGACUUUACCCCACUAGCUGUCCAAGCUUUGUCCCCCCUCUCUGCUCUACCGUAUCCUCUCUCCGCUGCUGUUAAAUGACUGUGCAGAGUUCCAUGUCUAUUUCUUCCACUCAGAAAAGCCAUAUUGUACAUAGAGACAGGACCAUACAUACCUUCACUACUCCAUCCUCAGUAUCAUAACAACUGUUCCUGAGCCUGUCAGACUGAUUUCUGUGUGAAUGAAA